GUCUACGCGGUGUGCCUUAACAUGGAGGUGCUCUCAAGUCAUUCCCAAUCCACAGGUCAUGCACGCAAAUGCAAAUGUCACAGUGUUUCUGUCGGCCAGUCAGUCCCACCCUCACUCAUCCCGAUGCCGUAUAGAGCUUGCUGUACGUGGCACCCUGGGGCCGAUGCAGCGCCUUGGAGGGCUGCCUUAUGUCCUCGGCCGCCUUGCCGUCGACCACAGGCAGCCGCUGGUCUGAUGCGUGCAGGGCUGACCGGGCAAUGGCACGCGUGGGAGCCUUGAUGGUCGACAGGUCGGGCGAGGUCUUGAGCGGAUCAGACACCAGGUGGGCCACGUGCUGGUUCGCCCUACCAUACGUGGUGUCGAAACGGCCUCGCAACACGUCAUCACCUACAACAGGUCACACAUACACACAUACACACAUGCAUCCUGCACACGCCGUCGUGGUUUCUCCUUCACGGCCUGCCUGCAUCAGCUUACUCUCAGCCUGCCGCUGUGCAGCCUUGAGCGCCCUCAACUGGCCCUCCGUGACCCGCACGCCAUCAGGAUUGCUGAUGCCCCCGGUGAAGGAGUCAGUCGCCGUCUUGAACUCGCGAUGCUCAAAGUCGAUGUCCGGCUUGCCGUGUCCCAGCAGCAGACGCCUGUCGACGCUCGACCGUGCGGCGGGCCGACUGGAUGGCGCCGCGGCCACCAUAAUGGAGGCCAGCGAGGGUGCGCCGACAGCGCUCUGGGGAAGAACAGGCCUUGGCGGACGGGCAGCCGUCUCAAUCUCGUCACGUCUGAACCGAACACAGCGGAGGUAUGAGAGGAUGGGACGAUGCAGGAGAGAGAAUGCCAUGUUUGUUACUUGUUGCGAAGGGCAGCGAUAGUGCUGUCAUGCUCCCGCCUGUGUGCCUUCCUGAGGGCGGCACACGGGAAGCGACGCAAAAGCCGUCUCCUGGAUGAGUGGAUGCGAUUUGAGUGGCUGACUCACCAGUGGAAUGCCUCGGCGUAUGUGGAGACGGGGAGGGGAGGAGGGGCACGCCGCUUGCUCAGAAGCUCCAUUCCUGCAUGGAAUUAAGGAAGCGAGAUGAGAAAGGAACACGGCAGUGAGACCGACGGUCAUUCUGUGGGCCGUCUUGUGUGACUGAAAGGUACCGAAUCUGUCCUCAUUAUAGUUUCCGAUGAGAACCCCUGUUCGAUACAUGGCCAGCAACACCUGAGCAAGCACCUGAAAGACACACAGAGAGGCCGCAGAGAGGCCAGAGCUCCCUACCCUGCCCGUCCGUCGUUUGUGUCACCGAUUGAAGAAGUUACGGUGCAAAGAGGCGGGGAUUUUGCUUCGGGUGGCUUGUGGGCUGUGCUUCCUCGCAGCCCCUUUGGGAUUUCGCGAGAUGCGAAUACCCGGCAGAUCGCCGAAGGUGCGAGCCUUUCGAAUGAGGAGGAGCGAAGAGCGAAGCGGGGGUGCGCGUGAGUGGUGGGUGUGCUUCUCUGGUUCCCGAUUGUGGUGUGUGCAUCUUGAGUAAGGUUCGCAUCUUGAUUCGGCUCCUGCGGAUCAACGGGAGGACUGUAGCGCCGUGUUUGUCUUGUCAGAGGUGAGGAGGGCUCUGAAACACGACAAACAU
This is a messenger RNA of Vitrella brassicaformis, 1601 nucleotides long. NCBI's taxonomy places the organism in Eukaryota, Vitrellaceae. The record is from the annotation of a GenBank genome assembly.